AUGUUACCACAGGAAGAAUCUGUCAAUAUCCUGACCAAAUUGCUCAUGGAACACGGUGUAUUCAUCUACGAGAAGAAAUUCUAUCGACAAGUCGUUGGUGGUGCAAUGGGAUCUACAUUCGCAUCUACAAACGAAAUCUGUAGUCGAUAUAUCGAUGACGUCUUUUUCACUUCGAAUGACGCAUUAGGCAAAUUUAAUAAAAUGUUAGAUACGGCUAAUAAUCUGCACCCGAACAUCAAACUGGUGCGCAACAUUGGAUGCGAUGUGUCAUUUUGGGAUGUUCAUAUCGAAAACAAGAAUGGCAUCUUGACAACAUCAGCUCAUAAUAAGGAAGCAGCUGAACCAUAUGUGGUACCGUUAACAUCUGAUCAUUCGAAACAUGUAUUCGGAAAUAUCAUUCAUACUGCUCUUUUACGAGCUGUUCAAUACUCCUCAACAUUAUCAGUAUUUGAACACGAGCAACGGUUCAUCAAAUUGAUGCUAUUGUAUCCUACUCGAUUUAUUCACGCACAAUUCAAUAAAUUCGUCAAUCAAAAUAAAACGGAUCAAAUUGUAGUCAACAUUUAUGAUAGUGAAAAAGACUUCAUCAAGAGACGGCAUGAAUUAUUGAAUAAACCAACUAUUCAAGAAAUUGCCAUACAAUCUACAAGUGAAUUCACGGUUAUAUAUCCAUCGAAAUUCUUGACAAGCUCCUCUAGUUACUUCAUUGGUCAUGGUGUCUGCGUCAAUCUUAACUAUGAAGAUCAACAAAUUCUUAAUGAGAUGCAGCGACAAAUAUUUUUCGACAGCGAUUUGAAUUAUGAACGUCUCAUGUUUCUCUCAAGCAAUUGCACAGCCAUUGAAUACAAACUAAUUGAGACGGUAUUCGAUUGGGCUAAUCAAUUAAAUCCGCCACCAGAUGUUCGUGAAAGGUUACUUUGUCAUCUACACGAAUUUAGCAUGGAUUUCACUCCUGCCGAUAUCUACAUUGAUGAUGACAAUAACAAUCGUCUUCGUCUCGACUCUCAUUCUGAUGAAGAAUCACUCGUUGACUAUCCAAAUGGUGACAUCAAUUCGAGUAUGGCAUCGGUGUUGGGAAGCGUACAGUUGUUCGUAUGGACAUUCGCGCGUGAACAGUUGCGCGCAGAGUAA
Messenger RNA from Adineta ricciae, 1131 nucleotides. Lineage: Eukaryota; Metazoa; Rotifera; Eurotatoria; Adinetida; Adinetidae. The record is from the annotation of a GenBank genome assembly.